Messenger RNA from Mastomys coucha (southern multimammate mouse), 699 nucleotides. It is a transcript of the gene Hmgb4, whose product is annotated as high mobility group box 4. NCBI's taxonomy places the organism in Eukaryota, Metazoa, Chordata, Mammalia, Rodentia, Muridae. The record is from RefSeq and is a predicted model, not a curated record. Gene Ontology annotation, molecular function: DNA binding, bending. Gene Ontology annotation, biological process: regulation of transcription by RNA polymerase II. The transcript has a single exon. The coding region runs from base 143 to 652 and encodes 169 amino acids.
CAGGCCCUGGCUGAGACUCAACACACAGAGGAAAUUUCACCAUAAGCAGGGCACUUUCUAGAUUGCUCCUGGGGUGUGGAGACAGAAAUCUCUGCUAUCCAAAUCAGCAGGAUCCAGCAAAGGAAAUCAUGGUUGUAUAAAGAUGGGGAAAGAAGUCCAGCGAAGGCCCAAGGUAAACGUCUCUUCUUACAUCCAUUUUAUGCUGAAUUUCAGAAACAAAUUCAAGGAGCAACAGCCAAAUACCUACCUUGGCUUUAAAGAAUUCUCUAGAAAAUGUUCAGAAAAAUGGAGAUCCAUCUCAAGGCACGAAAAGGCAAAGUAUGAAGCCCUAGCCAAGCUCGACAAAGCCCGGUACCAGAGAGAAAUGAUGAAUUACAUAGGCAAGAGAAGAAAGAGAAAGAAGGACCCAAAGGCACCGCGGAAGCCCCCAUCAUCCUUCCUGCUCUUCUCCCUGGACCACUACGCCAGGCUGAAGCAAGAAAACCCCAGCUGGACAGUGGUGCAGGUGGCCAAGGCUACCGGGAAGAUGUGGUCCACAACUGCCGAUGUGGACAAAAAAACCUAUGAACAGAAGGCUGCACUUAUGCGAGCAAAGUACCUCGAGGAGAGGGAAGCCUACCGCAACCAAUGCCAAGGCAACAACUCUCUGUAAUUGGCCGAGACCAGUUUGAAACAAUAAAACAUCAUUCAACUGGUUUU